Molecule: messenger RNA, 222 nt
Organism: Exophiala spinifera
Lineage: Eukaryota; Fungi; Ascomycota; Eurotiomycetes; Chaetothyriales; Herpotrichiellaceae
Exons: 1
Coding region: 1-222 (73 amino acids)
Source: RefSeq, a predicted model, not a curated record
AUGGCGAGAAGGUGCAUUUACUGCGGCAACAACUUCGAAGGCUACAACUGCGGUUGUGAGAAGUCUUUCGGUGGCGGUUCCGGUUCAGGAUCGAGUUCGGGUUCGAAUUCGAAUUCAAAGCCGGCCGUCACUUCCACCGGUUCGACUGCCGCGGGCUCCAGCGGCUCAAAAUCCAAAUGGCCGCAGUCUACGUCUACCCGGACUCACGACGCGGAGAAAUGA